This is a messenger RNA of Cladocopium goreaui, 429 nucleotides long. NCBI's taxonomy places the organism in Eukaryota, Dinophyceae, Suessiales, Symbiodiniaceae. The record is from the annotation of a GenBank genome assembly.
AGGCAGCGAUGCCUGCGAUGCCUGCGAUGCCGACAGCGCCUGCACCGGCUCCACCCCGCGGGCCCAUUGGACGCUUGUCCUCCGUGCUGGAGACCAUGGCCAAAGCUCCAGCUGGAACGAUAGGCGCCUCCACGGCUGGCGUGGAAAAGGCGCGCAGCUCCCGCGGCACGCGGAGCUCCAAAUCGGAGACCGCGUUGGCGGCGCUGAGAGCUGCCAGAGGUGCUUCACCAGUGUCACCACCAAGCGAAGAUGAAACGCUUCAAUCUCCACAGCCCAGUGGAGCGCAAAGCACGCACGAGAUGCGUACAUGGUCGAGGUCUGAAUCAGGUCUGCGAGGAUCACGUGGCAAAUAUGAGCGGGUGUCAAGCACUGGAGCGGAGGCUGAAGCUUUGGAUGAAGGCAUCCAUACGGUGAUUGCCUCGAAGGAGG